CGGAGCCCCAAACAAUGGGGCCAUUUCUGGCCUGUAGGCCGCCAGCGUGAGCGCGUUUAGGGGCAGGGCUUUUUGAAGGAAGCGAUGCUGUUUAAACUACUUCACGCUUGAGUCAGGCAGAGCAGAGGGAGGGGGCUCAUUUCUGGGCGAGCGAGUUGAGGAAGGUUUGUUCUCCGAGCGCCAGACAGCAGUAAAGCGAUAAAAUGAUCAUCGUCAUUGAAGAUCAGGAUGGCUUUGACAAAGCUCUCGCUGAGGCAGGUGACAAGCUUGUAGUGGUUGAUUUUACAGCCACGUGGUGUGGGCCUUGUCAGAGCAUCGCACCUUUUUACAAGGGCCUGUCUGAAAAUCCUUCCUAUGCUAAUGUGGUCUUCCUCAAAGUGGACGUAGAUGAUGCACAGGAUGUAGCCCAGUCUUGUGACAUUAAAUGUAUGCCAACAUUCCACUUCUACAAGAGCGGGAAGAAGCUGGAAGAUUUCUCUGGGUCCAACAAGACUAAACUGGAAGAGAUAGUGAACCAACACAAAGGCUAAGCCUGAUAUGACCCACUCAUAAAUGUUUCCUGUGCAGCCUAAGCUCCAAUUUU
This is a messenger RNA of Sinocyclocheilus rhinocerous, 583 nucleotides long. Its product is annotated as thioredoxin-like. Lineage: Eukaryota; Metazoa; Chordata; Actinopteri; Cypriniformes; Cyprinidae. The transcript has 5 exons. The record is from RefSeq and is a predicted model, not a curated record. Bases 204 to 530 code for a protein of 108 amino acids. Gene Ontology annotation, molecular function: protein-disulfide reductase activity.